Messenger RNA from Polyodon spathula (Mississippi paddlefish), 817 nucleotides. RefSeq names its product mitochondrial import inner membrane translocase subunit Tim10 B-like. Gene Ontology annotation, cellular component: mitochondrial intermembrane space chaperone complex. Lineage: Eukaryota; Metazoa; Chordata; Actinopteri; Acipenseriformes; Polyodontidae. The transcript has 2 exons. The annotation marks the transcript as partial. The record is from RefSeq and is a predicted model, not a curated record.
CUUUUAGAUUUGCAAUACCGUUGUUUUCUGCAUGUACCGUCUCUUUGUUUUUUCCAGUUGCGCGAUUUUCUCCUGGUCUACAACAAGAUGACAGACAUCUGCUUCAGCCGCUGUGCGAGCAACUUGAAUUACAGGACUCUCACCAUGGAUGAGGAGAGCUGCCUGGAUAGCUGUGCCGGGAAGCUCAUUCGUUCCAAUCAUCGUCUGAUGGGCGCCUAUGUGAAGCUAAUGCCGACCAUCGUGCAGCGUAGAAUGGCUGAGUACGAGAAAAAGGCAGGAGAACUGCCACAGGCUGCAGAGGGUACCCCGCUGCCCGACUCGAAUACCCCACUCCCCAUCCAGAGUAACCUCCAGCCUGCAGACGCAAACCAACAGGCUCCUAUCACACCUCCAUCGGAAGAUGUCCUAGUGACUGCACCCCCUGGGAGCUGAAAACGGGCAUGACUGUUCUGCACAACAGCCCAGGACAACUGGCUUCUGCAGGUCAUGCGCGGUCCUGACGAAGUGACCACCAUGUAAUGUCUCGCAAGCUUUUUGUGUGAUACCGCGGUAUGGAAAUUAUUAUCGAUAUCGAACAAUAUCGAUGUCAUAUCAAAAUAUCGCUGCUGGUGGGAGUUGUGUCCAUGGUGCAAUAGUGUAAUCCUAUCUCCGACUUUAUCUUGGCUACAGCAAAAAACACAGGUUUAUAGAGUUUACUAAAGGGAAUAAAAAGGUCACUGUUACCAGAUUAACUGUUUAAGUCAUGUCACUGGAAAUAAAACAAAUGUUAAUGAGGUAAUAAAUGCAUUGCAGACCUUUUUAAAUAAAACUGUUGAAC